CUUCAAAUUUCAAACACAAAACCCUAGCUACUUUAUUGAAGUGUCAUUAUCACUAUCAUUAUUAAUUUUACACAAUAUUAUACUUAUGGGAGGAUCCAUCUUUGUAGUUAUGAAGCUAGUUAUUUGGUUGUUAUUGGUUGUGGCCAUGCCAUUGAGCCAUGCCUUAACCUGUGGCCAAGUGGCCACAGGUAUCAAACCGUGCAUAAACUAUCUUAAGACAGGUGGGGCUUUACCGCCGCAAUGCUGCGACGGUAUUCGAUCACUGAACAAUGAGGCCAAGACCACUGUUGACCGAAAGGCAGUUUGCAAUUGCCUAAAGUCGGCUGCCAAGAGCAUAACCGGGAUCAACCUGAACAUCGCCGCUGGACUUCCUGGCAAGUGUGGUGUCAACGUGCCUUACAAGAUUAGCCCUUCUACUGAUUGCAAUAAUGUGCAAUGAGCUUAGAUCAUGAUGGUGCAAGACAACAAAAUAAAGUGCAAAUGGAGCUAUUAAUUCCUUAUAUGGAGUUUCUUUAAUAAGUUAAUUAUAGUUGUAUAAUUUCAUCAUGUACUUUUGUCAUGAAUAAUAAUAAUGGAGUUCUUACCUUCUUUAUACUAAUUAAA
This is a messenger RNA of Cannabis sativa, 603 nucleotides long. RefSeq names its product non-specific lipid-transfer protein 1-like. Gene Ontology annotation, cellular component: membrane. The coding region runs from base 86 to 439 and encodes 117 amino acids. The transcript is spliced from 2 exons. The record is from RefSeq and is a predicted model, not a curated record. Lineage: Eukaryota; Viridiplantae; Streptophyta; Magnoliopsida; Rosales; Cannabaceae. Gene Ontology annotation, biological process: lipid transport. Gene Ontology annotation, molecular function: lipid binding.